AUGGUAAAAGAAUAAAAACCAAGUAAAUAAUUUGUAUUUAUAAAAAUAGAAAUAUACAGAACUGAAAAUAAAUUUGAUACUUAUAUGACUAAGGAUGCAUUUUGUAAAUUUAUUUCAGAUGAAUUAAUUGGUAAAGAUGGAUUGAAAGAGAAUUUUAAAUUUCAGAAUUUUAAAGUAUUUUUUGGUUUGUUUAUGAUUGCUAAUGUAAUUUAUUCACAUUAUCAUUUCAUUCCUUAUCCUUAAGAUUACUAUAUAUUGAUUGCUUGCAUUAUAUUGUAAAUUUGAUUAUACACGUGUAUUAGUUAUUAUGUAUCUACAUACAUUUAUUAAUGGUUUGAGAAAGUAAAAGAAGGUGAUAUUUUUAUACUUUAUGAUGUAAUAAUAUAAAAUUAAUAGUUAGGAUAAGAAAGCAAACAAGACUUUUGGAUUUGGAGCAUCUUAAGAAUUAUAUUAGAGAUUUGUUAUAUUAAGAAUUUAUAGUAUGCCAAAUAAAGCAUUAGUAAAUAGAAAAUAGAUUAUUUAAUUUAGUUAGUUGAGCGUAAAAUUGAUAGUGCUGAUUAUCUUGAUGUGAAAGGUUACAUUGUUCAACCAAAGAUGAGAAGUCUUAUAAAUGAGUUGUUAUAAGAAGCUAAUAAGAAAUGAUC
Molecule: messenger RNA, 644 nt
Organism: Paramecium pentaurelia
Lineage: Eukaryota; Ciliophora; Oligohymenophorea; Peniculida; Parameciidae
Source: the annotation of a GenBank genome assembly